Messenger RNA from Aethina tumida (small hive beetle), 895 nucleotides. RefSeq lists its product as uncharacterized. NCBI's taxonomy places the organism in Eukaryota, Metazoa, Arthropoda, Insecta, Coleoptera, Nitidulidae. The coding region runs from base 43 to 732 and encodes 229 amino acids. The record is from RefSeq and is a predicted model, not a curated record. The transcript has 4 exons.
UGCAAAUCAGCAUCACGCCAAUUCACGUGGCCUAACAAGACUAUGGCUUCUCGUCUUUUGAUUUUUUCCCUUGGUGCCCUCGCGGUCUUAGGAUUUUGUAAUGCUGGAGGACAUGGAGGGGGAGAAAAGAAAGUGAUAAUCCACGUCCCAUACAAAGUGAAACACAUCCACCACACGCACACCGUCUACAAACACGUGGGUGGACACGGCGGCGGCGGUGGCGACCACGAGUUCUAUAAAGUUAUAGGAUACUCGGGCGGCAUCGACGACGGUGAAGUUGUGUCCCACGGUCACGGAGGCGGUGGCGGCGGUGGUGGUCACGGUGGAUGGGAAGGCGGAUUCGGGGGAGGCUUCGGAGGCGGCCACGCGUCCGUUGAAUCGCACGGCGCUGACAUUGGCGGCGGUCACGGCGGUGAUUUCGGACAUUCCGGAGGUGGUAUUGGGGGCGGUCACGGUUUGGCUCUUGGCAUUGAAGUAGGAGGCCACCAAGGAGGCAGCCACGAAGUCGGAGGCGGACACGGUUUUGGAGGAAGCGAGGCUGGUUACGGAGACUCCGGAAUCGGUGGAGGACACGGAGCAGGGUUUGAAGGCGGUUACGGAGGCGGGGAUGUAGGAGGCGGUUACAAUGCCAUCUCCAACGAAGGAAGCCACGACUUCGGCGGUGGUUACAGUUCGGGUGGUGACGAAGGUUACGGAGGCGGCGGUGACGAAGCCCACAAGGGUUACGAUUAAGUUAAACUAUUAGGUUUUGCUGUUUAAUUUAUUGUUGUCUUUUACCUGCUGUACCUUCAUUUCUACAAAUGUACAACUAGUCCUCUACCUGUUUUUUAUUUAGUUUUUAAGCUCUUUAAGUAUUGUUAAUUUUGUUUUUUAUUGUUUUUUAAUAAAAAGUUAA